GUUUUCUCCGCCUUUACUGAGUGCUCUUACGGUGCACAGUUUAUUUGCUCAGUUUUGCGCUGUUUGUCCGACCACGCCGAGUUGUUUUUAUUGUCUCCGACCGCCAGUCACUUGUUCUCCGAGCUUGCGGGUCGGGGUUUGGAUUGUAUCAGCGCAGCAGUCGGCUCGGUUAGGCCUGAGUCCACCCCGCAAACACUUAUGGACUUUGAAAACCAAGCAUAACCGUCUCCAGCAUAGCGUGUGAAUGGAGCAGUGUGCAAGCACAGCCUCCCUGCUGGCCUCGGUGCGGGAGCAGGAGAGGCAGUUUGAGAUGCUGAGCCGAGCUCUGGAGGAGGAGCGGAGGUCGUGCGCUGGCACCCUGCCCCGCCCCCUCCCCAACAUGCAGAACAGCCGCCUUCCUUGUGAUGCAGACAUAGAGAGGCUGACACUGAACGAGGGUUACAUCAACGGGACACAUCAUUUCAGGAUGGAGCCUGGUCAGAUGGUGCAUGAGACGUACACGGUGGAGGAAGCACCACAGGAGACCCCACCCAUAAUUUCUGUGGAGACUAGCGACGAUGGGACCACACGGCGCACAGAAACCACGGUAAAGAAAGUGGUAAAGACCACCACCACUCGCACAGUCAUCCCCUCUGUGUCAGACACACUUUCCCUGGAUGGUGGGGGUUCAGUGACAGGUGUGCCGGGCUACACUACACCCAUAGACCGGGUCUAUAGGCAGGGACCUGGAGGAGGCGUGCCCAUGGACUACCCUACCCACACUGUCCCCCGCAAUUACCAGUAUGGACCUCCGGGGGGGUAUGAGGACUACCGUACUGCACCCCCAUCUGAUGCCUACACAAGCCUUAGCAGGGGUGCUCGCAUGGACGAUCACUACAGACCAGUCCAUCCAGAUGGCUACAGAACUCUGGAUCCAGGCUACAGAGCCCCUAACAGGAACCAGCUAGACCCCUAUGCUGCUCAGCCACAGGUUGGCCGCCUGGGAAGUGCCAUGGAGCUGUCCUCCAUACCAAGGUUUAUCCCAGAUCCAUACGGCCUGGAGGAUGAUCAGCGUAGCAUUGGCUACGAUGAGCCUGACUAUGGCAUGGGACAUUCGAUGCAUUAUAGCACUGUGCCCCGCAAUCCUCAAGCCUUCCCUCGUGGUCCUCCACGCAGGACUGGGAGUUACGAGGGCACCUUGGAUGGUGACAUGAGUGGUCCAGGGGACAUGUAUUAUUGGGGAGGAGCACCUCUGGCCCAGGGUGAAAGAGGUAGCAUGGCCUCAUUGGACGGCACUCUGAGGAAAGGUCCUGGCCCGGGUGGCUGGCGUCAGCCAGAGCUGCCAGAGGUCGUUGCCAUGCUCAACUACAAGCUGGACCCUGUCAGGAGCAAUGCAGCAGCAUACCUGCAGCAUCUCACAUUUAAGAAUGAUAAAGUGAAGACUGAUGUGCGUCGUAUGAAAGGCAUCCCAGCGCUGGUUUCUAUGCUUGACAAUCCAAACAAAGAGGUUCAUUACGCAGCUUGUGGGGCACUAAAGAACAUCUCGUAUAGCAAAGAUCUUGACAACAAGAUUGCCAUCAAGAACUGUGAUGGAGUACCUGCUCUGGUCAGGCUGCUGAGGAAGACCCACAACCAGGACCUCACGGACAAUAUCACAGGGACACUUUGGAACCUGUCGUCUCAUGACUCUGUGAAGAUGGAGAUCGUGGACAAUGCGCUGCACGCUCUCUGCGAUGAAGUGAUGGUACCCCGUUCAGGCUGGGAGCGAGGGAGCAACGGAGCAGGAGGAGGGGAGGAGAACUGCAAGCCCAGACAUCUUGAAUGGGAGACGGCCCUCACUAACACAGCAGGCUGCCUGAGAAAUGUGAGUUCUGAGCGAAGGGAGGCCAGGAGGAAGCUGAGGGAGUGCACAGGACUGGUCGAUUCCCUCAUGUACAUCGUCCAAUCCCAGAUUGACUGUAAAGAUGUUGACAAUAAGUUGAUAGAGAACAGCGUGUGUCUGCUGAGAAACCUGUCCUAUCAGGUGCACCGUGAAAUCCCCGGCUGUGAGCGCUACCAGGAGGCCGUGGCUAUCAACCAGGGCCCCGCCUCCUCCAGUCAGAAGGGCAGUUGCUUCAGCUCCCGCAAGGGCAAAGAUGAGUGGUUUUCCAAAGGUAAGAAAGAAGACGAUGCAGCUGCAGACACAGUAGACAUUCCAAAGAGGACCACACCUGCUAAAGGCUAUGAACUGUUGUACCAGCCAGAAGUGGUUCGCAUCUACACCUCUCUGCUAAAGGAAUCCAAGAACCCCAUUGUGCUGGAAGCCUCAGCUGGAGCUAUUCAGAACCUGUGUGCUGGCCACUGGACUUAUGGGCGAUACAUCCGUGCCUUAGUGCGCAAAGAGAAGGGUCUACCCAUGAUGACUGAGCUGCUGGCCCAUGGCAACGACCGUGUGGUCCAUGCCAUGUCUGGAGCCCUCCGCAACCUGGCUAUUGAUGCACGCAACAGAGAUCUAUUAGGUAAACAUGCGGUGCCCCAUCUGGUGGCUGACCUGCCUGGUGGUGGUCAGAGUCAGCCAGUGCGAGCGCUGUCCGAAGGGACAGUGGUGUCGGUAUUGAGCACGCUCCAGGAGGUGCUGGGCUCUAGUCUGGAAGCAGCAAAGACCCUCAGGGCCUCACAGGGCAUUGAGAGAUUGGUGCUCAUUAACAAGGAUGGUAAUCGUUCUGAGCGGGAGGUGCGUGGAGCCGGCCUGGUGCUGCAGACGGUGUGGGGCUACAAGGAGCUGCGGCGCACUUUGGAGAAGGACGGUUGGAAGAAGACAGACUUCAUGGUCAACCUAAACCCUCCCAACAACACCAUCCGGACCAAUGGCGGAUAUGAGGACAGCACUCUGCCGCUCAUAAACAAAGGUGGCAAAGGGGACCGAGAAACGAUUCCAAUGAAUGACAUGGGACCAGAUGCCUAUUCCACACUGGACCAGAGAGGGAGAAAGAACACUCUGGACAACACACUCGAACCUGCUGACAAAGAUGUCGUACAGGGAGGGAUGUAUGGGGAGAGGCGGGCCUCUUUGCCUCUAAUGGAAUCUUACGAUGAAAAAUUGAUUGUAUGCAUCACAAGACGACAGCCUCCUCCCACCUACUGUCCUUGCUGAACUGACAACGGGGAACCACUACACUAUCGAUGGGACUAAACUCCAUCCUUUACACUCAACUCUUCUUUCCCUCUUUACUUCUUAUGCAGAUUCUCUUCUUUCUCUUUGCUACAUUCCUUAAUUACAGCUGACACACUAAUGAAACCACAUGAGAAACUGACGUGGAUCUACGCCCCCUGUGGACAACCGGAUAUGACACUAUGACCACUUUGAGUUCUGCGAGUCCCUAAGCUCUGAAGAGAAAACACUAACCACUCAGAUACUGUGGCCACAACACUACAUCUCCAUGCAGCAACACUAUGACUUGCCUGGACAGCACUAAAGGUCUCCUGAAUAAAAAGAGACUGUGGCUUCAUCUGAAGACUUUUGUAAUUCUUGGAGGUUGCACCAUAGACUAAAAUAAAGGGACUGUUUAUCAGAACCUUUUGCUAAAAUUUUACAAAAAUGGUUAUUACACUGUUCUGAAGAAAUUGGAAGGUAUAUCAUGUUUUCCUUUUCCCUUUCUCUGAUAAUUUAAAUGCUAAAAAAAAAACAAACAAAAAAAAAACCUACCAAUGAAAACCAGGGUUUAAAGAUCUGGUCAGAUAUGUGUAAAGUUUGUUUUGGUUGUGCUUUUUUGCUUCUUGCUUUGCUCUGUACCACAGUAAUGUACACGUGCCAAAUGACACUGCUGUGACUGCCAGUUAUGAAUGCAAGAACUUCACUCACUCAGACUUUCUGCAGCGACUACGCUUAAAAUUGUCAUCUGCUUUGUGUCGGUGACAGAUCAUUGCCAAGGUGCAUAGGGGUGGUGCAUUUUCUGUAUUUGACUGUAAUGCAUAGAUAUAGCGUACAGAAAUAGAGCAGACAAGUUAUUCUUCACCUGCUAGAAUAGACAGUAUAGUCUGUGCUAUGUUUCUAUCCUUUUGUUAAAUGUAUGCUCCUUAACCUUUGUAAUUCAUGGGACAUAUCACAGGAUUCAGCAGGUGCAUUUCCUUUCAUCUGCAGAUCGUGUAAUCGUGUACAUAGUCCACUGUCAAAGGCAGUCUUCUAACUGGAGUGCCUCACUCAUUCAGGAUAGGAUGUGUCCAACAUUACCAAUCAAGGUGUCUCUGUAGUUCUUUCUUACAAGUUGAGAAUACUGUACAUGGAACUCAGCAGUUUUCUAUUGGGCAAGUAAAACUGGUAUUGAACGUGUGACCCUGUAUGUAUGUAUGUAUGUAAGAGUGAUUCUUGUUAUUGGGGUUGUUUUUUAUGGGGUAUAAAACUCUUUUGAGUUCUGUAUAAUUUACUUCACCAACCUGGUACAGAACAGUACAUGGGAGAAGACUGUCAGUUUCUUUAGUACAGUGCUCAUUCUGUAGAAAACCCGAUGCAUAUUAGUGCAGAGUGAGAUGUAGAUACUUACUGACUGGAUGAUUAAAAGAAGCACUAGGGAGUAUAAUGUGUAUUUUCCCCUUUUUUCCACCCUUUAUUUUCCAUGUCAAUUGAAACAUGACAGAGGAAGCCUUAUUUUCCCAAAGUAACAAGUUGCCUUCAUGAGUGGA
Molecule: messenger RNA, 4638 nt
Organism: Monopterus albus (swamp eel)
Lineage: Eukaryota; Metazoa; Chordata; Actinopteri; Synbranchiformes; Synbranchidae
Gene: ctnnd1
Product: catenin (cadherin-associated protein), delta 1
Exons: 23
Coding region: 245-3112 (955 amino acids)
Biological process (GO): cell-cell adhesion
Cellular component (GO): cytoplasm; adherens junction; nucleus
Molecular function (GO): protein binding
Source: RefSeq, a predicted model, not a curated record